Pocillopora damicornis (cauliflower coral) is the source of this 1288-nucleotide messenger RNA. Its product is annotated as cilia- and flagella-associated protein 410. Gene Ontology annotation, molecular function: protein binding. The record is from RefSeq and is a predicted model, not a curated record. Gene Ontology annotation, cellular component: U4/U6 x U5 tri-snRNP complex. Lineage: Eukaryota; Metazoa; Cnidaria; Anthozoa; Scleractinia; Pocilloporidae. Gene Ontology annotation, biological process: mRNA splicing, via spliceosome.
CUUGCAGAAAAUGGCGGAAAGCUUGCAGAACGGGAGUCAAAUUAGGAAAAACAAACGACAUCAGUAGCCAAUUACAACAUGUCUAGGUUAACAGAACAGCAAAUCUUGUCAAGAGCCAGAGCCUCCUCUCUUGAAAAUGUGAAGAAUCUUAAUUUUUGGGGAAGUGAUCUGAGCGAUAUUUCUGUUUUACGCCAAAUGCCAAAUGUUGAAGUGUUAAGUUUAAGUGUUAACAACAUAUCAAGCCUGGAAGACUUUGCACAUUGUCCAAGAUUAAGAGAACUAUAUUUGAGGAAGAAUAACAUUGAAGAUAUCAGUGAGAUAGGUUGUCUGAAGAACCUUCCUAAGCUAAGAGUGCUGUGGCUUUCGGACAAUCCUUGUGCUAAUGUGGAACAUUACCGAAUGACAGUUCUAAAGAAUUUACCCAAACUCACUAAGCUGGACACUGUAGUGGUUGAGGAGUCAGAAGUGGAGGAAGCAGCCAAAGAAGGAACCGAAAUCAAAACACCAGAUGAAAUUCCUGUCCAUGAUUUAGACUUGACUGCCACAGUUGGAAAGGUGAUGAUAGAAAUUUUCAUUUUCAACUCAUUUAUUUACAUAGUUGUACACUAUACUGCAGAAGCAUUCACUGAGGAUGCUCUUUUGAGUGAGGAGGCUAAUCAACAAGUGUCAACAGAAAAGGGUGAUCCAGAAUCAGCACAAAGCAAUUUAGUAAAUGAAACCAAUAAACUUCGAGCCCAGUUAGGACUGAAGCCACUGAUGUUGGAUGAUCAAACCAAUGGUGUGACAACCAUGGCGGCAACAGAUUCCCAUCGAAAAGAGCCUGUAACAGUUUCUCCCACCCCUAGAAGUCAGAAUAUUUUAUCUGCAGUUCUUACUUUGGUACAAGAACUCGACCGUACAAGUCUCUUAACUCUUCGACAAGAGAUUGACCAACAUCUUCAAGAUCUUAAUGGUGAUGUAGAAAGUAAACCGUAUUCUGAGAACAAACCUCCUUCAAAUGAAAAAGAGGCAAUGGUGGACUAAGACUGAAACUGCGAUGCUUUUAUAUUAACGUAGAUGUUGGACUUAUAUCCGUAGCUAAAAUGACAGACUACCUUGUCUUGACAAGUAGAAGUCAUCUUGUAAAUCUCAUUCUGAUAACAAACCUCCACAAGAGAGGGAAGAAAUUUUGGACUGAGAAAUAGGGUCUGCUUUUCCUUUACCUUAGAAAUUGGACUUCUAUCCGGCGUAGCUGAAAGGACGGAAUUUCUUGUUCUGACAAAUAGAAAGCAUCUUGCAAUUUAAUCCA